Scheffersomyces coipomensis is the source of this 3201-nucleotide messenger RNA. RefSeq names its product DNA repair ATPase (gene SMC5). Gene Ontology annotation, molecular function: single-stranded DNA binding; ATP binding; ATP hydrolysis activity. Bases 1 to 3201 code for a protein of 1066 amino acids. The transcript has a single exon. Gene Ontology annotation, biological process: double-strand break repair via homologous recombination. The record is from RefSeq and is a predicted model, not a curated record. Lineage: Eukaryota; Fungi; Ascomycota; Pichiomycetes; Serinales; Debaryomycetaceae. Gene Ontology annotation, cellular component: Smc5-Smc6 complex; nucleus.
AUGAAUGGCAACAAAAGAAGGAAAAUAGGAUUCCAAGAACAUGAAUUCAAACCAGGUUAUAUUGUCAGAGUUAAAGUAAGAAACUUUGUUACUUAUUCUGAAGGUGAAUUCAACUUAUCACCAUUAUUAAAUAUGAUUAUUGGACCUAAUGGGACUGGUAAAAGUACUGUGGUGGCAGCUAUAUGUUUGGGAUUAGGUGGUAAAGUUGAUUUGAUCAAGAGAAAGAAUAUGAAAUCAAUGAUUAAAACUGGAGAAACUAAAAGUACUAUUGAAAUCACUUUAAAGAAUGAUAUUGAUAAACCAGCUCUUGUCAUCAGACGUGAAUUCACUGAAAAGGAAUCAGUUUGGAGUAUAAAUGGUAGACCAGCCACUGAAUCAAAGAUUAAAGAAAUACGACGUAAAUUUAAUAUUCAAUUGGAUAAUCUUUGUCAUUUUUUACCUCAAGAAAGAGUAGCUGAAUUCGCUGGAUUAAGUCCAGAAAAGUUAUUACUUGAAACUGAAAGAACUCUUGGUGAUGGUCAUUUAUUAGAAGCUCAUCAAGAUUUAAUUCAAAUGGAUAAUGAAUCUCAAACACUUUUGAAUAAUAUCAAUGAUAUCGAAGUUCGAUUAGAUCAAUUAAUAGAAGAAAGAAGAGCAUUAGAAGAAGAAGCUAAACGAUUUGAAGAAUAUGAAAAAAAAUUGAAACAAAUCGAUCUCCAUAAAAAGUUGAUUCCUUAUGCUCAAUUGUUAGAUUUAAAGAAACAUAAAGAAAAAUUACAACGAGAUAUGAGAGCUGCUAAAGAUGCUUUACUUAAUUUUGAUGAAAAAAUGAAACCAGCCAUUGAUUUAGUAGAAUUCUUUAAACGACAAGUUGAAGAAAAAAAGUCAACUGUGGAAGAUAAUAAGCAUGAACGAGGUGAAAUAAAUUCUAGAGUUGAAAAUGCAAAGAAAGAUUUAACUAAGAUACUUGAAUCUAUUGAUUCUAUAAAAUCAAAUAUUAACAUUUGGAAGAAAAGAUCAACCGAAAGUAAACUUCUUUUAGAAAAAUUAAGAAAUGAAAAACAAUCCUUGGAACAAUCAUUACAAGAUCUUGAUGAGGUAGAUGAUGAAAAAUUUGAAGAGUUAAGACAUACCAUGCAACAAAAGAACAGUGAAAAGAAUACUGUACUCUCAACUAUAGAAAGAAUUGAUUCUGAAGCUAAGGGAAGUAUAUCAAAUGUCAGAAGAUUGGGUGAUCGUAUAGAAGAUAUUAGAAAAACAUUGAAAGGUAGUGAUAGAUUAGCCUUACUUGAUCCUUCUAAUUUUGGUACUACUCAAAAAGAUGUUGCAUUCAAUAGUCAUGUAGCAUUGAGAAAAGAAGCCAGUUUGAAAGGUCGUUAUUUUGAAUGUCCUAUUAUAUGUUGUACUGUGACUGAGAAAGAAUAUUCGAAAUAUUUGGAAAAAGUGGUGGAUAAUAAUACUUUAUUUUCUAUUACAACCAGUAGUAAAGAAAAUUUUGAUAGUAUAAGAAAAUACAGUGAUCAUAUUCGUAUUAAUUUCCCUAUAAGAUUGUCUGUUAGGAAAGAAGCUCCUUCGCCAUCAGUUCCACUUGAUCAAAUUAAGAGAUUUGGAUUUGAUGGUUAUUUAUCUGAUUUCGUCAGAGGUCCAGAUGAAGUUUUAAACAUGUUAUAUGAUAUUUCAAAGAUUCAUAAUGUUCCCGUAAGUAAAAAGCCGUUUUCAAGUUCUCAAAUUGAAAGAUUACUUAAACCAGAUGGUAGAGGUAUGAUUCCAUUCAUGAAGUUUAUCGCUGGAAAUGCAUUCUAUUCUAUUCAAAGAUCAAGAUAUGGUCAAAAGCAAAUCUUUUAUGUUACAGAAGAAAUUGAAGAAGCAAAAUACUUUAAUGCAACUGGUUUAAGUGCUGAAGCUAGAAGUAAAUAUAAUGCCAAGUUGAAAGAAUUAUCUGAAGAAGAACAUAAAGAAAGACAAAUCUGUAAGGAAUUCCUGGAGAAGACUCAUGAAGCUAAAGAGAAACAGCGUGAGAUUCAACGUGAAAUGGAAGGGUUAGUUAAUCAAAUUGAUACUAUGAAACUUCUAAAGAAAAGAAGAGUUGCUCUUGAAACUAAGAUCGACGGUAAGAAAGAAGAAAUUACAAAAACCAUCAGAAUUUCGAAGAGAGAUUAUAGUGAAAGAAUAGAAAAAGCAAGAGAAGAAAUAAAUGCAAGAUUUAAAGAAAGUUCGUUACAGGUGACUAAAAUCAUGGAAUAUACCCAAGAAUUAACUAAAGCUACGAUCAAGCAUAAUUUCAAAACAUUUGAAUUAUUGGAUUAUAGAAAUAGAGAAUUACAUGCUAAGAAAGCGACUGAAGCUUUAGAGAAUGAAAGAAAAGAAUUAGAAGAGGAAUAUCAUAGAGCCAAAGAAGAAUUAAAUAAAAUCAGGAAAGGAGAUGCCGUAAAACAAAUCGAAGAACAAGGUAAGAACUAUACUGAUGAAGAAAGAAAUGAACUUGCUGAAAUAGCUCAAAGAUAUAAAGAUAAUGAUGAAUUAACUGAAAAAAAUGUCAGAGAAAAGAUUUCCAUUUUGGAAGAUGAAAAAUCUGUCAUGGCUACUGCUGACCAAAGUUCAAUUGAAACCUUGAGAAGAAAAUUAAGAGAAAUAGAGAAUGCCAGUAGAGAAUUACCAAUCUUGAAAACGAGUAAAGAGAGACUCGACGAAAGAAUUAAGAGUAUUCAAGAGAAAUGGGAAGAAGAAUUGCUGACAUUAGUCAAUCAAAUUUCAUUAUCAUUUAAUAAAAGAUUUACGAAAGUGGCAAGUGAUGGACGUGUUGAAUUGGCCAAAGCUGAAAGAUUUAAAGAUUGGAAACUUCAAAUUUUAGUUAAAUUCAGAGAAGAAUCAGAAUUGAAAAUCUUAGAUCAUCAAUCUCAAUCUGGUGGUGAAAGAGCAGUUUCCACUAUUUUCUUUAUUAUGUCAUUACAAGGUUUGACUGAUGCUCCUUUCAGAGUGGUUGAUGAAAUUAAUCAAGGUAUGGAUCCAAAGAAUGAGAAAAUGGCUCAUAGAUACUUUGUUCAUACCGCAUGUCAAAAUCAAAACUCACAAUAUUUCUUAGUUACACCAAAGUUAUUAACUGGUUUAUACUAUCACCCAAAUAUGGUUGUGCAUUGUAUAUACACAGGACCUUUAAUAGAAGGACCAGUUGAAGAAUCAGAAGAUAGUACUGGUUUUAUGGACUUUACUAAAAUUUACUAG